UAAAUUAUAUUAUAAUUAAGCACCGAGCUUUCUCCAACCCAUACCCCUCUGCAAUGGUAGGUGCCAACACAGCUCAGCCUCAGUAGAUACCACUGUCAUGUCCGAUCUCACCUCUGAGCACCACAAUCCCUAAUCCUAACCCUAUAUCUCUCCUUCUAAUCGAAAAUAACCCAACAGAAUCUCAAAUGUGCUUCUCUUCUUCUUCCUCCCUUCUCUGCUUUCCUACUCACAAUCCCUCUCUCUUUCUAAGACAUCGUGCUGCCGCCUCAUUUCUCGGCAACCCCAGGCCCACAAUCAUCGAACCUACCCGGCGCCUCCAUGCCUCCCUCGCCGAGAGCAACGCCGAACUCUCCUGGUCCUCUCCGGAUCAGAUUGCGAACCACAAGUACGGCGGUUGGGCCAUCGUUGAAUAUCCGGUUCAUAAGAAGAAGACAGGCUUGCCCCCGUUUUUGAUUGGUGGAAUUGGGACCUCACUGGUUGUUCUACUCGCCACCAUUGCUCACUUUUCAAUGUCAAGAAGAGGUUGUAGGUUUCAGUUCGGUAGUCCAUUAUGUGCUUUGCAUGGGAUAUUAAAUCCAAGUGGAACCAAAAGGGAUCGAAGUGAACUUACGAGCAGUGCUGUAUCAGAUGAGACCACUGCGGUGUCUGAUGCCAGCCUAGAAGACAUACCGCAUUCUACUGGCGAAACUGCUUCUUCAGGAACUAUGGAAAAGCUUGAACGUAUUAUAAUCCCAGCUGCUGUGGAUUCUACCCAACAGGAAGCUCUGUCAGUUUUGAAGAAACUGAAGAUAAUUGAAGAUGAUGUAAAGGCAGAUGAACUGUGCACUAGGAGGGAAUAUGCGAGAUGGCUACUUCGAGUAAACUCGUUAUUGGAAAGGAAUCCCAAGCACAGGGUCAUUCCCGAAAUUUCACUUUCAGGGUCCACAGAUACUGCAUUUGAUGAUAUAAAUGUGGAAGACCCAGAUUUUGCGUCCAUUCAAGCCUUAGCAGAGUCUGGUGUCACUCCCAGCAAGCUAUCACCAAAGAACUCCAGUGAUGAUGGUUCAGGAUGUCGAGAAACUUAUUUUUAUCCUGAGAGGUUUAUCUCUCGACAGGAUCUCAUUGACUGGAAAGCCCAGUUAGAGUAUGAAUUCAUGCCAGGAAUAAUUGAGCAGAUAUCAAGAGCAAAAUUGGGUUUUUUGGAUAUGAGGGAGAUCAGUUCAGAUGCAUCUGCAGAACUUUUUAUGGACAUGUUGGCUGGGGACAGGAGCAUGCUCAGAAAAGUGUUUGGACAGAGCAGGCGGUUUCAACCAAACAAACCUUCAACAAAAGCACAAGCUGCAGUGGCACUGACAACUGGAAGGAUGACAGAAGCAAUUUAUAAUGAAUUAGCAAGACUAGAAGCUGAGAGUUCUGCAAGGCAAGCCGAGAUGGAAGAUAUUAGGUCUGAGCUGCUUGACAGAGGGGAUAUACAGAGGUUUUGGGAACAGAAGCUGAUUGAGGCGAAAACUCAGGGUUUUCAGGUGGAGAAGGUUUAUUUUGCUAAUGCUAGUAAGUUGGAGCAGGAGAAGAUUGAUCAAGAGAAACUUUUUUCCAAGUUUUUGAAGGAGAAGGCAGCUAUGGACUGUCAGAGGCAACUGGUUCUCAGUCUAAAGGAAGAGGUUGCUGAGAUGUCAGAAAAGCUUGCAUCUGAGAGGGCUCUAUAUAUCACGGAGCAGCACGAUUUACAUAAUAUGCUCAGUGAUUUACAGAUCACGCAGGAAAGACUGCUUGAUACAAAAUCUAUACUCGAAGCUGAGAAAGAAGCUCUCCGGAUUCUUAGAUCUUGGGUAGAGGACGAAGCAAGGAAAAGCCAAGCUCGUGCUAAGGUUCUUGAGGAGGUUGGUCGAAGAUGGAAAUGGGACAACCAAGCUUGAUCUUCCUGGUCCCUUGAGUGUAGAGAUCUGUAUUUGUUUGUAAAAAUAAUUAGCAGAGUUCUUUGCGGGAUUCGUGAUUCUUUUGCUUUGUUAACUAGAUUUUUAUAAAACUUUAACAAUGUCUGAUGUGAUUAGCAUGGGGCAUUUUUGUUUUCUUC
Messenger RNA from Juglans microcarpa x Juglans regia, 2053 nucleotides. RefSeq lists its product as uncharacterized. The record is from RefSeq and is a predicted model, not a curated record. Lineage: Eukaryota; Viridiplantae; Streptophyta; Magnoliopsida; Fagales; Juglandaceae. The coding region runs from base 186 to 1895 and encodes 569 amino acids. The transcript has 11 exons.